Messenger RNA from Pocillopora verrucosa, 6076 nucleotides. The record is from RefSeq and is a predicted model, not a curated record. NCBI's taxonomy places the organism in Eukaryota, Metazoa, Cnidaria, Anthozoa, Scleractinia, Pocilloporidae.
GUUUUCUAUCGGAGUUAUUGGAGUUUUCGGAGUAACUGGAGUCACUUUCCCACGGAGUUUCUUUUACCCUUUUUACGCAGGAUCAAACUUUUCACCGCAUUGUAACACGUCGUACUCAAUAAAAACUGGAAUGAGACGGAUGUGUAUAUGUGGUUGACACUCAACGUAAUCCCAACACUUGGGUACGCGACAGUGAAAAGUUUGAUCGACGUAAAAAGGUAAGCCGUAACUAGUUUAACGCGGAGCCUGAGCGUAUCAACAAUGGCAUGCCGAAGCGACGUUCCGCCGAAUACCAGCGAAACCAAGGAGUCCGGAGCUAGGAAGAAAAGAACAGUAAAACCUACGCCAAAGGCUCUACAAAACGCCAUAGAUAGUAAACGUAAAGAAUUAAGUAAAUCACGUAAAGAGCUCCUGAGGGUUAUGCAAUCGGUAGAGCAAAGUGCUAGUCAUGAAAGUGAAAUCGGAACCGCAGCGCGCGACCUCGCGACAGCGUCCGAAAAUUUCGGAAGAAUGAUGAAAGAAUUGCUUGACCUGUACGAUCAAGACUUGUAUGGGGACUACACGAAAGAGACCCAGCUUGUGGAGGAAAACGAAACUUUAAAACGCGCCCUCCUCCUUGUCGAAAAGACAAAAAAAUAGAUUAAGUAAGUCGAGCAAAUAUUUGGAGACACGAUCCGUCGCUAGUCGUUCAUCUCGCCUUUCAUCUGCCUCAAAAUCUAGCAGCACGAUGGCUAGGCUACAGGCGCUGGCCGACGCUAAAGCAGCCAGAGAAGAAGCCCAGUACGCUCGACUCAUAGCGCAAAAGGAACUCGAGCGAAGGACGCGCGACGCUGAAGCGGAACGAACUCGUCAACAGGAAAUCGCACAGUUUGAGUCCGAGAUGGCGAUCUUAAGUGCAGAUAAAAAGGCCGCGAUAGCAAACGCUAAGCUCGAGGUUUUCGAAGACGCCCGCCGAUUGGAGGAAAAUUUGGAAAGAGAGUCACAAUUACGGGACUUCGAAGUCCCCGAAAUUAAAAUGGAGCAUCGCACAUCACGAUGGGUGUACUCUUCUCCCACACUUAGCCCCCCACGCGCGGAAAAUGCAACGCGUUACGAGCGUGAACACGAUCCGCGAGACACAACGGAGCCAACAAAACCACUAUCACCGGCCGCCCCGAAAUUUGAGUCCUUAAAAAAAAUGUCUCAGCAGCCAAAACCUCCCGACCCAAACCCAGAUCCACCAAGCCAGAAUUCUACUAACGAAGAUCGCAGAACGCAUCAAAACACGGCCUUCAAUCGCCGACCGCUGAUGACUUCGACACCUUUCCGAGACGUCACCGGAAGCCAGCUAAUCGACUCUCUCACCGCAGUGAAUCAACAGAUAGUCGCAGGCCUGGCUAGGCAAAACCUCCCAAAGUGCCAACCCGAUGUGUUCUCUGGAGAUCCUUCCCUCUUUCACCCUUGGAAGAGUGCCUUCAAAGCCAUGCUGAUAGACACCGAUGUGUCCCCGAUCCAGGAGAUAAAUUAUUUGAGGAGUUUCACCAGCGGACCCCCACAGCGCCUGGUCGACAAUUACAGAAAGCGGCAAAUGCGCGAUCCCGUCGCGUUGCUAAGAGAUUUAUGGGCGGAACUCGAGAAACGCUUUGGCAGCGCAGCAGUGAUCGCCAACGCACUUCUGGAACGCCUGCGAAGUACAGCGACAUUCAGCGAACACGAGCACGUCAAACUGCAGCAGUUUGCAGAUCUCUGCGCGGACAUCGAAAGUCAAGUGACAUUUCUCCCAGGACUCGAAUGCCUUGACUACCCAAGCGCUAUUCAACCCAUAGCUGAGAAGCUACCGAAAUCCAUCCGCGCUAAAUGGGAGAAGGAGAUCUCGAAUUAUUCCGACAGCCAUCGAGGGAUGUACCCCCCUUUCUCAAGAUUCUCCAAGACCGUCCAGGAGCAAGCUAAGAUUAAGAACAACCCCAAUGUCCUCGCUGGUAAAGAAACGAUCCCUUCCCAAGUUCCCCCGCAGAGACAGCGCGGAGGAAGAGACAAUAGAUCGUUGAAAACAGAAGUCCGGCCCCCAGCUGGAAACAAAGUAGCACCAGGAAAAAGCAAGAUGAAGAGCAAACAUUGCCCCUAUCACGAGAGCGGUGCGCACGACCUGUCAGAGUGCGUUGCCUUCGCGGCGAAAUCCCUGGAAGAGCGCACACAGUGGAUAAUGAGCGCUCGCCUGUGCCUUCGCUGUCUCAGCAACGCCCAUAUCGCGAGUGAGUGCGACACACCCAUACAGUGCACCAUCUGCGGGGACAAGCGCCACAGCGCCUUACUACACAAGGACAGGCGGCCAACCCCCAGACCGGAUAACGGAGCUGUGAACCCCAAAUGCACUACACUCUGCGAACCAACAGGAGGACUAUCCUGUAGCAAGACUCUGCUAGUCGAUAUCUUCAACAAGCGCACCCCCCACAUCACGAUGCGCAUCUACGCAGUCGUUGAUGAACAGAGCAACAGCUCCCUCAUCACCAGUGAACUAGCGGAUGACUUAGGAGCAAGCGGUCCUUUAGAGAAGUACUUCCUGUCCACGUGCAGCGGCGACCGGGAAGAGAAAUACGGGCGGCGAUUGACAGGCGUCGCCGUACGUUCCACAAACGGAGCAGAGUUCACCCUACCUACCCUCACGGAGUGCGACAACAUCCCCCAGGACAAGCGUGAGAUCCCGACAUCAGCUAUGGCGAGGAGGUUCCCGCACCUAUCGCUCAUAGCGAACGAGAUACCUCCGUUGGAUGACACCGCUGACGUUCACCUGCUUAUCGGCCGCGAUGCACCAGAGCUACUUAAAGUGAGGGAAUCAAGAAAUGGCCCCAGUGGAGCCCCCUGGGCACAACGUCUAGCCCUCGGCUGGACCAUCAGUGGCCAGCUCUGUCUCGACUUCCCCAGCGGUCCAGCCCACGUUCUUACCCGCCUGACCAGUCUGUCCACCGACACUCGGAGAAGGCAAGAAGGUGAAGGCAAAUGCUAUGAAUUGGUCCCCUGCCCGAAUCAAUUCAAAGUCACGGAUCCCCCCUUGGAGCGCGCCGCCGAUGGUGUCUUCAAAACCACACGGCAUGACAACGAGCCCAGCCUCUCCCUUGAGGACCGCACCUUCCUGGAGAUCAUGGACAAGGGCAUACACAAGAACGCAAGCGGUAACUGGGAAAUGCCCCUCCCUUUCCGCGACGAGCACCAGUCCAUGCCGAACAACCGCGCCCAAGCCAUGCGGCGCCUGCAAGGGCUCUUGAAGAUGUUUGUCAGAAAACCGGAGAUGAAAACGGACUACUUGGAGUUCAUGGGGAAGAUAAUCGAGAAAGGCCACGCCUCUCCCGUCCCGCGCGAUGAAGUACCGCCUUCCGCUGGCCGUUUCUGGUACCUACCGCACUUCGCGACGUACCACAACACAAAGCGCACCAUUCGCGUCGUGUUUGACUCGAGUUGCGAAUUUCAAGGAGUCUCGCUGAACAAAGCGCUUCUACCAGGGCCAGACUUGAUGAACAACCUCAUCGGUGUUCUAAUACGCUUCCGAAAGGAGAAUGUUGCCGUGAUGUGUGACGUGGAGCAAAUGUUCCAUUCGUUCCAUGUCGACCCUAAACACAGAGACUUCCUUCGUUUCCUUUGGUUCGAAGGAAACGACCCGACAAAACCCGUCACGGAGUACCGCAUGAACGUUCACCUGUUCGGCAAUGGACCGAGCCCCGCAGUCGCCACGUACGGACUCCGCCGAACAGCGGUAGAUGGCGAGGAGGAGAAUGGAGAAGAGACCAAGAAUUUCAUAUGCCGCAACUUUUAUGUAGAUGACGGCUUAGCUUCGCUGCCAACCGCUGGACGCGCGAUAAAACUAGUGAAAGGCGCGCAAGCCACCCUGGCCACUGCCAAGUUACGACUGCACAAAGUUGUUUCUAACUCCGUUGAAGUCAUGGAAGCAUUCCCAACCGAAGAUCGAGGCAAAGAUGUGCGUGACUUAGACCUGCGCUGUGACAGUCUACCAGCGCUACGGUCACUCGGAGUUUUCUGGGACCUAGAGACAGACACCUUCACCUUUGAAGUGUCCCUGCCAGAAAAACCGUUUACUAGAAGAGGAGUUUUGUCUAUCGUCAACUCUGUAUAUGACCCGCUCGGUUUCGCGGCACCCGUCAUGCUCGAGGGGAGAAAGAUACUUCAGCAGCUGGUACUUAUGGGAGAACGGAGAGCUGAGAACAAAACCCCCUUAGCUUGGGACGACCCCCUUCCCACUGUUAUGAUGAACAGAUGGACGCGUUGGAGAGACUCUCUCGUCGAACUCCAGCACCUGUCCGUUCCCCGCUGCUACCACCCAAGAGAAUUCGGGACAGUAACCAGAGCCGAACUGCACGCCUUCUCAGAUGCUAGUCAGGAUGCCAUAGGAGUCGCUGUCUACCUCCGCCAGCUGAACGAAGCGAACGAGAUCUCGACAUCACUUGUCUACGGCCAAGCAAAAGUUGCCCCUGUUACCCCUACCAGCAUACCACGACUGGAACUGUGCGGAGCAGUGCUAGCAGUCCAAGCAGCUCAAAGAGUCCUUAAAGAAAUCGACAUGGAGAUCGCUGAGGUGAUAUACUACACCGAUUCAAAGGUAGUACUCGGCUACAUCGCGAAUGAAAGCCGCCGAUUCUACGUUUACGUGGCCAACCGAGUACAGCUAAUCAGGAGUCUGUCUACCCCGGAGCAAUGGAGAUACGUGGAGAGUGAGCAGAACCCCGCAGACUUGGCCACUCGCGGAGUUCCCCCCGACAAGCUGAUGGAAUCGAGCUGGCUCAAAAGCCCAGAAUUCCUUAAGAAACCGGAGACCACCCCUCAAACAGAUGAAAUGUUCACCCUCAGCACCAACGAUCCCGAGGUUCGCAAAGGAGUGCUCAGCACUAAAGUCACCACUGAUAAAGCCAAAGGGAAAGGCCUUGGAGCACCAAGAUUCAAGAGAUUCUCUUCCCUUAAGUCUCUGCAGCAAGCGGUCGCCAGGCUUAUUGUAGUGGUCAGAGAGUUCAAACGCCGUAGAGAACCCAAAACAGGAAGUGUUCAUCCCAGAAACGAACCGCUCAAGGUGUCAGACAAACUCAGACCCUCGACAGUGAUUCGGAUCCUGCGAACUGGGAGCAGACCCCCGACAGUUGAAGAACGAGAUCAAGCCCUACGGGUCAUAAUCAUCACCACACAGAGAGAAGCAUUCGGCGAAUUGUUGCAAGAUGCCAGAACGGAACCCGAGCUACCCAGAGAAACACAGCAAAGCGUAAAGAAAUCCCUCAAAGGUUCACGGCUGUAUCACCUCGACCCGUUUCUUGACGCCUACGGGAUCCUGCGAGUAGGGGGUAGAUUAAGGAGAGCAGAGAUGGAGUAUGGAGAGAAACACCCAGUUGUGUUACCGAAGAAUCACCAUGCGUCGCAGCUGGUUGCAAAGCAUUACCACGCCCAAGUACACCAUCAAGGGCGACUGAUUACAGGAGGAGCCAUUCGUCAAGCAGGAUUCUGGCUCAUCGGGGGCCACGAUACAGUGACCAAAGUCAUCAGUGCCUGCGUUCCCUGCAAGAAGCUAAGAGGACCACCGUUAGAGCAGCGCAUGGCAGACUUACCACGAGAUAGAACUGAGGUCUGUCCUCCCUUCACGAACGUCGGCUUCGAUGUGUUCGGCCCCUGGAUGGUGCAAACACGCAAAACCAGAGGAGGAGCUGCAAAUGCUAAACGCUGGGGUCUGGUGUUCACGUGCCUUAGCAGUAGGGCCAUACACAUAGAGGUCCUGGAAGCGAUGGAUACCAGCGCCUUUAUCUGCGCACUAAGAAGGUUCUUCGCACUGCGAGGCCAUGCCAAGCUUCUCAGGUGCGACCGGGGCACCAACUUCGUUGGAGCAAAAACAGAGCUCAAAGAUGCAUCGUCGGAGCUCAACGAGGAGAAAGUGAAGAAAUUUGUAACGGAGAGCGGAUGCGAAUGGGAGCUCAACCCUCCCCACGCAUCACACUUUGGCGGAGUCUGGGAACGGCAAAUCAACACCAUCAGACGAGUACUGGACGCCAUGUUCGCUGAACUGGACGCGUCCAGCAGGACCUUCCCCAGGUCAGUUCUUACAGCCUGA